CAGCAGCUCCACCUCUUGGGAGUGUAACUUCCUUAUCACCCUACGUGUAAAGGCCAGGGACUACGCGCAAGCACCGCCCACCCGUAAGCCGCACCCAGUGGGAUGAGCCUUCUCGGUUUAGUGCAUGGGAUGCCGGCUCCAUGAGCUCCGGUACCCAGCGGUGGAGGCGCCAUGAGGAUAGGUCGCUACAGCGGGGCAAUGCCCGGCCUCUUGUUAUUGCUAGUGGUGGCGACGCGAGCUGCCAAAGGAUCAACACUGCCUCCCUCAGGCUGCGAGGAGGGCCAGUUCCAGUGCAGGAACCAGCGCUGUAUACCCAUUGUGUGGAGGUGUGAUGAAGAUGAUGACUGUGCCGAUAACAGCGAUGAGGAUGACUGCCCUAAAACAACAUGUGGAGAAGAUGAGUUUACCUGUAACAAUGGUCACUGUAUCUCUGCACGUUGGAAAUGUGAUGGGGAGGAGGAGUGUCCUGACAAAAGUGAUGAGUCUGAGGCCACUUGCAGUAGUGCAAAGCAGGUAUGUGCUGCACAGAAGUUCAGCUGUGGGGGACCAAGCAAUAAAUGUAUCCCAGUAUCCUGGAGAUGUGAUGGAGAACAAGACUGUGAGAAUGGACUAGAUGAGAAGGACUGUCCCACUAGCUGCACCUCUGGUGAAUUUCAGUGCAACAAUAAAACCUGCCUGUCUAGUGUAUUUGUGUGUGAUGGUGUCAAUAACUGUGGUGACGGCAGUGAUGAGAGGGGAUGCCUGCCCAUUACCUGCAAACCAGAGGAGUUUCGCUGUGGGAACAAUGAAUGUAUCCUUGAGAAAUGGGUGUGUGACGGGCAGCCAGACUGUGAUGAUCAGUCAGACGAGUCGGAGGCUUACUGUGGCCUAAAAAACCAACCUCAGGCUAUCACACAAUGUGGGGAACAUGAAUUCCGCUGCAACAAUGGCAUUUGUAUCCACUUAAACUGGAGGUGUGAUGGGGAUGAAGACUGCAAGGACAAAUCUGAUGAGAUGGAUUGCCACCUGGCAACAUGCCGUCCUGAUGAGUUCCAGUGUGGAGAUGGAUCAUGUGUCCAUGGCAUGAAGCAAUGUAAUGGGAUCCGUGAUUGUCUGGACAGCAGUGAUGAGGCAGGUUGUCAGAGCGCUCACGCUCCUUGUGAAGCGAAUGGAAGGUUCCAAUGUAAAAGUGGGGAAUGUAUUGAUAGCACCAAAGUGUGUGACAGUCACAGAGACUGCCGGGAUUGGUCUGAUGAGUCCCUCACAGCAUGUGAGAUCAAUGAGUGUCUGGCUAAUAACGGGGGCUGCUCUCACAUCUGCCGGGACCUGAACAUGGGUUAUGAAUGUGAUUGCCCUUUGGGUUAUAAACUGAUGGACAAGAAAACCUGUGGAGACAUUGACGAAUGUGAAAACCCUGAUGCCUGUAGCCAGAUUUGUGUUAAUUACAAGGGUGAUUUUAAGUGUGAAUGUUACGAAGGAUAUGAAAUGGAUAGUGUGUCUAAAACCUGCAAGGCUGUGGGCCAGAAUCCUUAUCUUAUCUUCACAAAUCGCCAUGAGCUCCGUCAGAUUGACAUUGUGCAUCGAGAUUAUUCUCGCCUUGCUGCACAGCUGAAAAAUGUGGUGUCUUUAGAUGUGGAGGUUACAAGCAGAAUGAUCUACUGGUGUGAUCUUUACUACCGCAGGAUCUACAGUGCUCCCUUGGACAGAGCUGCCGACCCAACAGAACAUGUGGUAAUAAUUAACACCAAUCUGCACUCCCCCGAGGGCUUAGCCAUUGACUGGAUUCAUAAGAACAUUUACUGGACUGAUUCUGGCAACAAGACUAUUACUGUGGCAACAGCUGAUGGCUGCAAGCGGAAAACACUUUUCAAGAAUGGCCUUGGAGAGCCGAGAGCCAUUGCAGUGGAUCCAACGCAGGGGUUCAUGUUUUGGUCAGAUUGGGGGGACCCUGCAAAGAUAGAAAAGGCUGGACUGAAUGGAGGGGACCGACAGGUGCUGGUAUCUGAUAAUAUUGAGUGGCCAAAUGGAAUUACAAUCGAUGUACUUGGCUGCCGGCUGUACUGGGUGGACUCCAAGCUUCAUACAUUGUCUAGUGUGGACUUCAAUGGCUUCAACAGAAAGCUUCUAAUAUCCUCAGAGGACAGUCUGAGUCAUCCAUUUGGUCUUGCAGUAUUUGAGGACAAAAUUUUUUGGACUGAUUUGGAGAAUGAAGCAAUCUUCAGUGCAAACAGACUAACUGGUCAUGAGAUUUCUAUCCUUGCAGACAACCUGAAUAACCCACAUGAUAUUGUGGUAGUUCAUCAGCUCAAACAACCAAAAGCUGUGAAUGCUUGCAACCAGGGACCUUUCCCAAAUGGUGGCUGUGAGUAUCUGUGCCUUGCAGCUCCCCAAAUCUCUGCUCACUCACCAAAGUACACAUGUGCCUGUCCAGAUGGCAUUGAGCUGGGGCCAGACAUGAGAAGUUGUGAAAAAGUCACUGUUGCAACUGCAGAACCUGUAGCCAAUGUAGCAACUGCUAUCCACCAGCAGGUCCCAGAACCCAGUACAACAGCUGAGACAACCACUUCUGCUCUUCUCACCUCAAUUUACACUACUACUACUGCUGCUGCUACUACUACUGAGAUAUCACUAAACUAUUCCAGUGUAACCAACAUUCACCAACCUUCCUCUUCAUCCACGGACAGAGACUCCAAGAAUAAAAACACUGGAAAUAGCAACUUGUCCCUACACUAUGGAAACUCCGAUUCUGACCUUAGUUCUACAUUGACUGCGGCAGUGAUUGGAGUUGCUGUUCCUCUUGCUGUACUUGCUCUUCUGUGUCUGUUGGGAUAUCUUAUCUGGAGAAACUGGAAACGAAAGAACACAAAGAGUAUGAACUUUGAUAACCCUGUAUACCGUAAAACCACAGAAGAUGAGGAGGAGGAGGAAGAAGAGAUCCACAUUGGAAGAACAUCGCAAAUUGGUCAUAUUUAUCCAGCAAGAGUUGCAUUAAGCCUGGAAGAUGAUGGGUUACCUUGAAGACUGAGGAUGCCCCACUACUCCUCCUUUUUCAUAUUCUGAUGCUGUGUAACAAAAAAACAUUGUGACACCAUGGUGGGAGCAGUAUAUGAGUACAUGGAACUUAUGUGGACUUGCCCAGAUCAUGUAAUAUAUACUGUGAGGAAUGUCCGUAGAUCCUGGUUACAUGUAGUGCAGCGAGGCUGAUGCUGUGUUAUGCGCAGUGCUGAAACUAAUCCUCUCUGCCUUUUUAGGAACAUAACAAAUUUCUUAUUUAUUCUGGUGAUGGAAAACCACAAAUAUAUAAUUUUUCAGACAUCCAAAGGAUGUGAGGGUUUCUAUGUAUAAUCUUUUAUACAGAUUUUUACUUGAUUCAGGCCGAGGUACUCCUUGAUCUCUGUAUAUAAAAGCCUCCCAGGGCAACCUACCAUUUUAAGAUAUAUUUAUAGAUAAUUUUGUACAUACCUUAACAAAACUUUGUGGUUUUCCAUCAGCGAAACCUUUAAAUUAAUAAUGAAACAUUGACUUUUGUAGCAUAUUUAUUAACCUAGAGCUGGAUGGCUUUUUGUGAGGGUGGGAGGAGGCUUGUGUUCUGUAAAUAUGGAUCAGAGUAUUUAUUUUUCUGUAUGUUUUGAAAUUCUAUGUUUGGCUUAGUGCCCCAUUACAGAAUAUUUGGAUUUGUUAG
This is a messenger RNA of Xenopus laevis (African clawed frog), 3661 nucleotides long. RefSeq names its product LDL receptor related protein 8 L homeolog (gene lrp8.L). The transcript is spliced from 19 exons. NCBI's taxonomy places the organism in Eukaryota, Metazoa, Chordata, Amphibia, Anura, Pipidae. Gene Ontology annotation, cellular component: plasma membrane; signaling receptor complex; clathrin-coated pit. Gene Ontology annotation, molecular function: calcium ion binding; hormone binding. Bases 172 to 2997 code for a protein of 941 amino acids. Gene Ontology annotation, biological process: receptor-mediated endocytosis. The record is from RefSeq and is a predicted model, not a curated record.